AUGGGCUUGCAGCACGCGGGUCGCUCUCUCAUGGCAUCCGCGACGUGCGGCGCCCAGAGCGGCGUCGUGAGUCGACAGGGGAUCCGCACACACGGUUGCGUGGGCGCCGCGAUUCCUGCGCCCCGCCCCCGCUGCCAGCACCUGCUUGGCAGGGAUUUGUUCCGCGACCGCACGCGGUGUGCGCGCCCGUUGCACGUCGUUGCGGCGGGCGAGAGCGGUGCUGUUAGUGAGGGGAAGGCAUCGGGGGGGAGAGGGAGGGGGCAGGGGCGGGGCGGAGGGCGCCGGAGGUCGAGCAGUGGCGGGCGCGGCCGAGCGGGUGGGAGGGGGCGCGGUAGGGGGCGUGGGCGCGAUGGCGGCAGGAAGAGCCGCGCACCGGACGAGGAUGGUGGCCAGGCGGGCACCGCGCGCAGCGAAAAGGCUCGCGGCGGCAGGGGGGCGAAGCAGGGCCCGCGGGAGCGGCGCGGCGGGCGGGGCGAGCAGCGGAGUGGCGCCGGUCAGCGCGAGGACGCCGUGGAGGCGCGCAGCGAGGUAGUGGAGGACGAAAACGCGGCGGUCGGCGUGGACGACGCGGGCGACAUCAGCCGCGAGCUGUCGGAGAACGAGGCGGCGGCGCAGGAGGGCGGGGCGCGUGUGUUGCCCGAGGAGCCGCGCAAGUCGCCCGAGGAGGUCGCGGUCGAGGAGGGGCUGGAGCUGCUGGAGUGGAACCUGGUGUCGCGGCAGGUCGCGUUCUUCGCGCGCACGCCGCUCGCGUUCCUCCGCCUCCUGCGCGGCGGGCUGCCGCUGGGCGGGUCGCUGGCGGAGAGCCGCGCGCUGCUGCGGGAGACGGCGGAGGCGCGCGCGCUGCUCGCGGAGCACAGCCUGUCGCUCCACAAGGUGUACGACAUCCUUCCGGCGAUCGCGGCGGCGCGGAAGGGCGCGGCGCCGCUGUCCCCGCUGCAGCUCCGCGGCGUGAUGUGGACGCUGGCCGCGGCGCAGGAGGUGCUGCGGUGCGUGGGGGCCGCGGAGGACGGCGAGGGGCGGUACCCGUCCGUGCGGAGGAUGCUGGCCGCGGUGGGCGUCGGGGAGCCGUCGGGGGCGGUGCGGCGGUUCCUGGAGGAGACGGAGCGCUGCGUCGGGGGGGGGAUGUUGAAGAGCGACGCGAGCGAGGGGCUGGCGAUCAUCCGGGCGGACCGGGCCGCGAACUCGCAGAAGCUGCGCGCCGCCAUGGACGCGUGGGCACAGGAGCUGCACCGCCGCGGCGUGUCGGAGCGCGCGCAGGUGGUGAUCCGCCGCGACCGGCUGUGCGUGCCCGUCCGCGCCGGGCGGCAGGGCGACGUGUGCCCUGGGUCGGUGGUGCUGGGGCAGUCGGGGUCGGGCGCGACGCUCUUCGUCGAGCCCGGCGACGUUGUCGACAUGAACAACGAAGAGACGGAGCUGGAGGCGCUCGAGCGCGAAGAGGAGCACAGGAUCCUCACGUACCUGUCCGAGCUGCUCGCGGAGUGCGGCGACGACGCUGCGAAGUACAUGGACCUGCUCACCAACUUCGACAUCGCAUGCGCGCGCGCCAGGCACGCCGCGUGGAUCGGGGGCCAGUGUCCAGAGCUGGUCGAGGACGACAGCGGGGAGGGACGGCCAGCGGUGCACGUUCCCGCUGUGUACCACCCCCUGCUGCUCGAGCCGGCACUCGACGCACUCCCACAGGCCCCGCCGCAGCUCAUCAUGGACUUCAACACGGACUUCCUAGGGCAGGGCGGCCUCGACCAGGACGUGGACGUGGCCAGGCCCGACCCCGCUGCGGGAGCCGCUGGCGGAGGCCACGUCCGCGACCCGAGCAAGAUGCCGCGGCCCGUCGCGCUGACCGUGCCUGCCGGAACCAAGGUCGUCGCGGUCACGGGCCCGAACACCGGCGGCAAGACGGCCGCGCUGAAGACCCUCGGCGUGUGCGCCCUCAUGGCCAAGGCGGGCCUGUUCCUGCCCACGGAUGCGAGCAGCGGGGACGGCGAGCCGCCGCGCAUCGCGUGGUUCGACCGCGUGCUGGUCGACAUCGGCGACAGCCAGUCGCUGCAGCAGUCCCUGUCGACGUUCUCGGGGCACGUGAAACGGCUCGCCCGCGUGCUCGCCCACGUCACGGACAGCUCGCUGGCCCUCCUGGACGAGGUGGGCAGCGGCACCGACCCCGUGGAGGGCUCCGCGCUGGCCGCGUCCGUCCUGGAGGCCCUGAGGGACCGCGCCGCGCUGACGGUCGCGACGACGCACCACGCGGAGAUCAAGGACCUCGCGACGACCGAGCCGGAGUUCGUCAACGCGUCGGUGGAGUUCGACGUGGAGACGCUGCGCCCCACCUACCGCAUGAUGUGGGGCGAGACAGGUGCGUCGAACGCGCUCAACAUUGCCAAGACGCUGGGCUUCGACUCCACGGUGAUCGCCGAGGCGCGCGAGCUCGUGGACAACCCCGCGUCGCUGCUGCACGACGACAGGCGCAACCAGGCUGGCAUGGAGCAGUCGCUGAAGGAGCAGCUCGAGUCGGGAGAGGCCGAGCGGCAGGCGCUGCAGGCGGCGGUGGCCACCCUGGACGGCGACAUCGCGCGCCUGCGGUCGGAGGAGGCGGCCGCGCAGCAGCGGCUGGAGACGAGCCAGAACCAGGCGUCGCAGCUGCAGUCGAGCAUGGACGAGGACCGCGGCGAGCUGCAGUGGAUCGUCGAUGCGGUGCGGGAGGGCGAGCUGUCCCUGGAGGACGCGGAGGUCGCCAUCUCGGAGCUGCAGGCGCGGUGGGCCGCCGAGGCUGGCGGGGGGGAGUCGGAGCUGGAGGAUGUGGCGGACGACGAGGACGCGUGGGCGCCGACCGUGGGCAUGAAGGUGUCGCUGGUCAACAUGGGCGGGUCGAUCGGCGAGGUGCUGUCGCGCGACGGCGGCGGGACGUACACGGUGCGCGCGGGCAUGAUGGUCGUGGAGGCGCGCGUGGCGGACAUGGCGCCGCUGGACGGCCUGGGGGACCUGCAGCCGCGCAAGGUCAAGGCCUCGAAGAUGAAGCGGUACGGGGGCUCGGGGUCCUCGUCGGCGGGCGGGGGAAAGAGCACCGGGGGGGGUGGGCUCAUGAUGCAGACGUCACAGAACACGCUGGACCUGCGCGGGAAGCGUGUCGCGGAGGCGCUGGACGAGCUCGACCUGGCGCUCGGGCGCGGACGGCAGAGCGGCGCGGCGCUGUACGUCAUCCACGGGCACGGCUCGGGCGCGGUGAAGAAGGCGGUGCAGGAGGCCCUGAAGAAGCACCGCGCUGUGGAGCGCACAGAGGCCGACCCGCAGUCGGCGGGCGGGUGCACCGUCGCGAUAUUCCGGUGA
Pedinophyceae sp. YPF-701 is the source of this 3318-nucleotide messenger RNA. Lineage: Eukaryota; Viridiplantae; Chlorophyta; Pedinophyceae. The record is from the annotation of a GenBank genome assembly.